GGCGGUGUGAGCUGCUGACGCCGCCGGACGGAUAGGAUCAGCGGCCUGUGCAUCGGUCAAGAUAACAUGCAUGAGCACCCCUGGGCCGACCGUAGACACGGAGCGCGCCGAAACUGGGAAGUUCGGGAGGAGCAUCGCGCGCAGGAAUGCCGUGAAGAGGUGCCCCCUGCGACAGUGGGCCGCCCCCGCCCGGUCGGCCGACAGUUCCAGGGUGACUUGGCACGGAUCUGAAGCGGGUGCACCACCGCCGGCUGGGCGGCUGCGGGAUCGACAUUCGUCGUACGUCUCAGACUCAGACGAUGACGCCUUCGAUGACGCCGAGGCGGCGCUGCUGAACCACUACCUGGCGUCAUCGAGGGGCUCUGCGGCGGCGGGGGUGUCGCGGCGGCCAGUCUCCACACUCGGUCAUUUCCAGAAGUCUCCGGCUCGGACCUCUGCUGUCCCGUCCGGCAAGGUGCAGCAGACGCUUAUCUCUGAGCGGAAUCCGGAGGACACUUCAGCAACCGAUCAGGGGCAAUGUCCGUCCGAGACAGCCGACCAUUCAACCCGGGACGGCGACGGGACCACCGAUGAUGCAGCUGCCGCACUCUGCAGCGAGCUGACCGGGUCUGUGCCAUCCGCGGUCUCAGUUGGACUCAGCACGGCGACAGGGACGGACCCACCUCGUUUUACGCCAUCUGGGUCGUCGGCUGCCACUGGGACGAAUCCACCUCGAUCUGCGCCGUUUGGUGUCUCCGCUGAUGGCCCGAUGACUGAGACUAGGAUGGCGCCACCCCUCUCCGCGCCAUCCGGUUACACCUCUGGGACCUUUGCCGCGUCACCCCGCAAUACGUCCUCUGUCUCGGCCUCAGGGACCUAUACCGCUCAAUCCCGCCCCGCGCUGGCCGCCGUCUCUGAGAAGGUAAUCACCGAGACGUAUGUCGGCAACGGCAUCACCUACACCAAGCAGACCAGCGUCACCUGCUACCUGACUUGUGAGACGGCACCGGAGGAGGGCAGCGGACCCCAGGGGCCGGCCAGGAAGUGCCAGUCCCUGCCCGCGGCGAGGGGCGGCCGGUGACCUGACUAGUGACGAUGGUCGUUCGACACUGCCGGUCGGUGACUGGGUGUCCGGUCCGGUGACCUGAGACUGUUUACGCCGUCUGAUGACCGGUGCUGAUUGCUUUAUGUCCAGUGGCGAGUGGUGACUGCGCACCUAGCUAGUGACCUAUGGGGUGAGUACAUGGCGGAACCGUCCUCUCCCCUGAGUUUCGAACGCCGCCGGCCGUCGCUUCACGAAAGUAUGGCCACUUAUCUACUAGGUCUAUGACGAAGGACUGUUUGUUGCCAGGCUUGGGCUAUUAUGGUACCUACCUACUUUCAAGACACUUUUACAUGAUUUGAUGAUAAAUAUAGUGAAUAUCUUUGCUAUUC
Amphibalanus amphitrite is the source of this 1413-nucleotide messenger RNA. RefSeq lists its product as uncharacterized. Lineage: Eukaryota; Metazoa; Arthropoda; Thecostraca; Balanomorpha; Balanidae. The record is from RefSeq and is a predicted model, not a curated record. The coding region runs from base 71 to 1060 and encodes 329 amino acids. The transcript is spliced from 4 exons.